Molecule: messenger RNA, 1123 nt
Organism: Ruditapes philippinarum (Manila clam)
Lineage: Eukaryota; Metazoa; Mollusca; Bivalvia; Venerida; Veneridae
Exons: 4
Coding region: 144-914 (256 amino acids)
Source: RefSeq, a predicted model, not a curated record
UGUGUAUAGAUAUAGAGCUGGAUUUAUUGCGCAAAGUUUUUUACAUGUUAUCUGUAUAUAAGACAUAAAAGAUUAACGUAACAAACAUAUUGAGUCAAGUGCUGUACAUUUUGAUAGACUUAUAUUUAGUUGGGAUUUUAACAAUGGGUCUAAGACAUUACUGGAGAGACACCCCAAAGGCCAAUAAUCCUCCUCCUGAAAUAAAAAAGAGACAUUGGCUUAAGCCUUUUGUCUUUUUGACAUGUGUUACAGGAUUUCUUUUACAACUGAUAGCUGUGAUAUAUAUAUGGGUAGAUUUUUGCGACACUGUACCAAAAGAUAGAUCCUACUGCAAGGGGGAGAAUGACUCUUCUAGAAACUACACCAUUCAAGAGGCAGAAGGGGUCGGGAUAUAUGCAGGGUUUACUACUUUUGUAUUGAUGACCCUCUUUUUUGAGCUGUUUACUCUCAUCAUGGUGAGCUGCAAAAUCAAGUAUUGUGUUAAACACAUAUGUGUGCCUGGCUGGGUCAAUUUAUGGGAGUGCUGUGUAUGCUGCGAAGGCAACGGCUGGUUCAUCAUGGCUGGAAUAGGAACAUUUUUCAAAAUGAUCAGCAUUAUCAUUGUAUGCGCUACAAUUCCAUUUGAUGAUAUGAUAAGUUACUUCGUUGGAUUCAGAAUUGUGUUUGCAAACAUGUGGUUUGGUUUCAUACAGCUAGUGUUAUGGUGUGCCUAUAUGAUACACAGAAAAAGUUGUUGUCCGGAUGCGGCAUAUUUUCUUGGUUCUAACAGAAGGUUAUCAGAAGGUGGGAUAAAAGUAAUUCGAAUUGUCAAUGAAAAGACAGUCAACGAACAAGGAAGACUAAUAAGUAAACGGGCAGUAGUCAGGAUAAACCACGGGAUAAGAGACGUGCAACCUGCAUGUGUGCACAUAUAAUAUGUCUUAUGUACGAUAUAAGCAUAUCAUUACAAUGUAUGGCUGUGAAGAUGUGCAGUGAUAAAUAAAUUAUAACAUAAAUUGACUUCAAAUAAUUUUUUUGCUUUAAUUAUAUUUUUUGAGGUAAGUGUGUAAUUUGUUUUAUGUACGAUUUUACCAUACCAAUACAAUGUAUCACUGUGUGGAUGUGCACUGAUAAAUAAAUAAUA